Messenger RNA from Fukomys damarensis (Damara mole-rat), 1406 nucleotides. It is a transcript of the gene Dhrs1, whose product is annotated as dehydrogenase/reductase 1. The record is from RefSeq and is a predicted model, not a curated record. Lineage: Eukaryota; Metazoa; Chordata; Mammalia; Rodentia; Bathyergidae.
CCGCCCCCUCAGGCAUAGCCCAGAAAAGCUUCGGUACUCAGCUAUCGUUGAGACCGCACCGCAUCGCCUUCUCACACCUGGCCAGCACCCGGACUCUGACACAGAUAACGCCGUUUACCUGAAUCAUGGCAGCGCUCAUGAAGGGCCAAGUGUGUGUGGUCACCGGUGCCUCCAGAGGUAUCAGUCGUGGCAUCGCCUUGCAGCUCUGCCAAACAGGUGCCACAGUUUACAUAACUGGGCGCCAUGAGGACACCCUUCAGGUUGCUGCUGAGGCGGCACAAUCCCUUGGAGGCCGGUGUGUGCCUGUGGUAUGUGAUUCAAGCCAGGAGAAUGAAGUGCGAAGCCUGUUUGAGCAAGUAGCUUGAGAACAGAAUGGGCGUCUGGAUGUGCUAGUCAAUAAUGCCUUUGCUGGGGUUCACGCAAUCCUGAACGCCUUAGAUAAGGCAUUCUGGGAAUUCCCCGUCUCCACUUGGGAUGAUGUCAAUAACGUGGGACUCAGAGGCCACUACCUGUGCUCAGUGUAUGGGGCACAGCUGAUGGUACCAGCUGGUGGCCUUAUUGUGGUCAUCUCUUCCCUUGGGGGGCUGAAGUAUAUGUUCAACGUCCCCUAUGGUGUGGGCAAAGCUGCGUGCGACAAACUGGCUGCUGACUGUGCCCACGAGCUGCGGUGCCAUGGAGUCAGCUAUGUAUCUCUGUGGCCAGGGUUGGUGCAGAUAGAACUGCUGAAGGAUUUUAUGGCAAGGAAUGAGCUAUUUAAGAAUCCUUUGUUUAAUCAGUUCAGACAAGUUUUCUCAGCAGCAGAAACCCCAGAAUUGAGUGGCAAAUGUGUGGUGGUGUUGGCAACAGACCCUGAUAUCCUGAGCCUGAGUGGAAAGGUGCUGCCAUCAUGUGACCUUGCUCAUUGCUAUGGCCUUACAGAUGUGGACGGCCGCCCUGUCUACGACUACUUAUCUAUGAGGUCUACUCUCCAACCUGUCGCCUGCCUGGGCUGGUUGGCCUCCUACUUGCCUGGCUUCCUUCGAAUGCCCAAGUGGAUUAUCACCCUCUGCACCAGCAAGUUCUAACCCUCUUGGCUGACAUCAGAGCUUUGCCUCAAUUCCCACUUGGGCUCUGGUAUUUGGUCUUGUCUCUGUGGAACAAAGAGCCCUUGCUCACCAACCAAUGCCCCUGGUUUCUGCUGGGCAUCUGUGGUGAUUUCUAGGGUCCUUGAGAGAAUCCUCUAUGUGCCUGGGUUUUCCUUGUCUCUACCUUUUACUCUUUGUUUCAGUAUCAAAAUUGCUCUGGAGCCAGGAAUUUAGCUCAGUGGUACCGCGGCCUGCCUUGCAAGCAAGCUCAAGGUCCCAAGUUCAACCCCUAGUACAAAAAAAAAAAAUUGCUCUGGAGGCUAAUAAAGGUUCUUGCUACCC